Venustampulla echinocandica is the source of this 5220-nucleotide messenger RNA. RefSeq lists its product as uncharacterized. Gene Ontology annotation, molecular function: protein binding. The record is from RefSeq and is a predicted model, not a curated record. The transcript is spliced from 3 exons. Bases 1 to 5220 code for a protein of 1739 amino acids. Lineage: Eukaryota; Fungi; Ascomycota; Leotiomycetes; Helotiales; Pleuroascaceae.
AUGGAAGCAACGAGCAGCGGCGCCUCUUCAGGCGACACCGAGUCAACACCAGCAGACCCUACUCCUAUUGACGCGUCCCCGGUACGGGACCCCCGUGGCACCAUCAGCAAGCAGCCCUCCUCCGAGAGAGAAACCACUACCCUUAUCGAUAAUGACGACUCGGCCUCUGAUGUUUCCAUGUCUGCCGACUCAGACGACGAGGACGAUGGAGACGAUGAGGGGACCAAUGCAUCUGCCAGUCAUACCAUCCCCUCUGCCACUAAUUUGGCGCGAUCGACUUCGGCCACUGUUACCCCCCCAACGGACGCGUCGAGAAAGCGGAAACAUUCGGGUUCCGCACAGGAUACUCCAAAUGGCCAGCUGGAGCAUGAAUUCCUCCACGAGGUUCGGAAACGCGUGAAGCCAGAUUUGGAACUUGAGCCCUAUAGGACUCCAGAAGGACGUCUGUGCCAGGACAAGUCUCUUUUGCCAGCCGAGCUAUGGCAUCAUAUUUUCACUUUCUGCCAUCCAAGAGUUUUGGGUCGCUUGUUGCAAGUCAACAAAACUUUCCAUGCCUAUAUUGACCCUUCAGGAACCAGUUCCAUUGUUCCCCUUUCAAAAUCUGCUUUGCAGAUAUUACAGCCGGAUGCUAUAUGGCGGGCGUCUAGACUUCGGUUCCGACAUGGUAUGCCUGGGCCCGUUAUAGGAAAGUCUGAACUAGAUAUGUGGAGAAUGGCUUGUGAUACUUUCUGCCAAUUCUGCCACAAGCGGCAAGCAAUCUCCCCGGCGCCCAUGGAUCCAUGGCAUCCUGGCCCUGGCCAGAAUGGAGUUGUGUGCGUCUGGCCAUUUGGUAUCCGUACUUGUGGCUCUUGCCUGGAAGCGAAAUCAACCAAGGAGAUUGAUCUACUGCUAUCAUCCUCCAUUCCAUCUCUGCUGAUGCCCGCGCUUCCAUUCGUCUUCCUUACCAAUGAGCUCCAUGUUAUUCCUCCAGCCGUUCUUCAGAAUGGACAGCAGCCGUCUACAGUUCAGAUCACCAAGCGCUUUCUCAAUUCACAUAUUGAUGAGAUCAAAAAGGAUUUUGAUGAGGCCAAAGCCUUGGGAGCCGCGCCUGCGGAAGAAUGGCUCAAAGGGCUAGAGAAUCGCGGAAGGGAGAGAAGAACUGAUGCCGCCCGCUGGGAACGAUACGAAUCUCUUGGCGGCGUUGCAACUAUGUCUAACGUUGGAAACCCAGAGACCCCAUAUACUGAGAAUGGCAGGUUGCCGUCUCCUGCGGUUCAUGCUGUGAAGAAGGAGCUGGCAGUGAAAGCGGAGCAUGUAGCAACGGCAGACACAAUCCCGAUGUUUCCAUCUCAAGGUGUCAAUUCUGGUCAACAAACAAGGCAGUACCCAUUUCAAGGACCGCCACCUUCUCAGCCCAUAAACACCAGUUUUCAGGCUCUAGCAACAAAUACACCAGCACGCUUUGACUCGCCGUCACAAAACAGAUUUGGCUCAUAUCCCCCUCCCCGGGCCCAUCAACAGCCCAGACAUGAGAGAACGAAAGAGGAGGUUGCCCAAUUGAAAGCGGCACGCCGCUUGGAGAUAGAGCGACGCUGCAUGCUCCUUGAUCCACCGCUAACCCCUGGUGUUCUAGCACAUAUUCCCUCAUUUCAGGCUGCGAUACAGAUAAUCCAACCACUGAAUGAUGGUGCAUGGGAAGUAUUGAAGCCGCGACUGCUUUCUCAGCGUGGAGAGGCUGAGCAACGAGAGAAUGAGCGGCUCGCUCAGACCCGAGCGGCUCAAGACCGGUUCGAUGAGCGCCGCCAGCAGGACUCCCAAGUCAGAGUAGUAGAAACCCUAGAUUCUGUUGACAAGGAAUGGGAUGAUAUCCAGGCUCCAUUACGGGCCAGAAUUGGUGGGUAUGCUGACGAGAUCAUCCGGGACGGCUGGAGUGGCGGCGACAAGGUGAAUUACGAAAAUUGUCCCAAGUUCGCCGCGGAUGUUUUGAUCUACGUACGAAAGAGAUUCUAUGCGGAGGUAGCCAAAGAUGAAGCAGCCAUACGCGCGACUGGUCAAGAGCCUGCAAUGGACCCUCCUAACGGACCCUGCCUUCGGAAGUUAAUCCUGGAGAACAUGAAAUGGGUCUUCGACACUAAGAUUAAGCCGCACACUGAGCAACACCGUAAGGAACUCUUUCUUUGUAAUGCUUGCGAGACCAAUCCAAAGUACUACGGCUUUGAGGGAGUUAUCCAGCAUUACGCGGCCAAGCAUACCAAUGCGCUUAGUGUGGGGAGUGUCGUCGUACAUUGGAAAUCUGAAUGGCCAGAGUAUCCCCCUUUCAACCCAGAUCCCGCUUCUGUGGCACAUCCUCCUUACUAUUCCGUUGCGCCAGGCGCCAGUGCGCCUUAUCCAAGCAACCCUCCACCAUUGCAGCAAAAUUUUGGAUAUGGUGGGUAUCACCCUGCCCCAGUUUCGGCCCCUAUGGCAGCUCCCAUACCGGCUCCUAUGCAAGGUCCUCCACAAGGCCCGAUCCAAGCCCAUAUGCAGGUUCCCAACCCCCAGAGCUAUCAGCAAAGCCCCGGUCCUUACUAUGGCCAUCCCCAAUUUGGCGAGCCAUACUCGGGACAUCAGAAUGGACCGUACGCACCCCCACAAGCGUACCAGGACACUUCCCACAGUUACCAGGCUCCGCAGUAUUCUGUUGCCCCACCACCGCCUAAUGUUGGAUUCCAUGAAGGACCCCAAGACUAUACCCACCAAGGCUUUGGCGGCCAGUACCCACCACCGAACCAAGGGAUGUAUACAUCUCCAAGCCAAGGGCAGUUGUACCCAAUAUCCGCCGCAGAAAACCCAGGACAGCAACAGGGGUAUAAUCCGCCGCAGAACCAUUAUGACCCUGCUUACAAUCAGCCGGCUUCCUAUCCUUCUAAUGGUGCUGUGCCUGGACCUCAAGUGACCGAGGAAUACAAGGCCCAGCUCAAUGAUGUGGCAAAGAAUGCCCGUGAGGUUUGGAAUACUAUCAACCCUAUCAAGGAGAUUCCCGGAAGUGUCAAGGUUUAUACCGUCAUUUAUCAUAUUUUGCAGAGGUUUCGGGAUACUUACCAAGAUGACCCUCCAUUAUCAAUGAUCAUUGAUGGCUUAUCGAACAAUAAAGAAAUGCGCCCAGUGCGAAAUAUUAAUGGACUCCUGUGCAAAGCAUGCACCCAAGGGAUGGCGGGUUCCAGGUCGGUGCCCCAGAAGAAGCACUUCUCUUUCCCACAGCUCGUGAGCCACUUUCACACAGUCCAUGAGGAAGGGAUCCCCAAAAAUAGUGUUGGCCGUCCACCUGAUUGGAAAACGGAUAUGGUUGAGCUUCCUGACCUAUCAAAAUUGACAUCGCUGGUUACUGGUUCCCGAAAAGAUGACCGGAGACUUAAGCUCAUCACGGAAGCAAUUCCAGAGAUCAUCUCACCUCCAAAGCCCGUUUUUGAGGAGCUACGGGAUAUCCCAAGGAAUGAAUAUGGAGCUAUGGACAAUGGAUCGUACGCCGAGCUUGCUCCCUCGCAAGACAACCAUGACAAAUACUACACCGCUGGCAACCGUGACAAGCCUUUGGAAGCUGGCGGGUCUCCUUAUGCCAACGAGGAGUACGAUCCUCGGAAUCCUCGCGAUAUCCCAAUUGAACCAAGACCUUUAUUCAAACCUGCACAUCAGAAUGGCUAUCCUCGAGAAGCAAAUCCGGAUGACGCUCCACCACGGUAUAGGUUUGCGCGGCGUGAAGAGAGCCGAGCCGACCUCCCUCAUCAAGUACACUCGGACCGACCAUAUCUCAAUCAAAGACCGGUAUCUCCGCCAUCACAAGCUAGGAUAUCUGGCGAUUAUGAUCGCGUUGUCAUACCGGAUGAUAGGUACAUGGAUAGGCGUGCCCGUUACCGGGAACCGGUCGACGUUCAAUAUCGGAUACGGCAUGAUCCGUCUACCUUGCCUUCUGACAAUCAGGAACCUCUACGCUCUGGUCGAGAUUAUCGAAUGCAGAAUCUGGAAUCAUAUGAAGCAAAUAGACGAGAUAUUCCGGUGCGCGACAACCGAGUUAGAGACGGACAUGUGCAGCCUUUGGAGGAUGCAUCGGCUCAACAAAACCGCAUAUUUGCAGUGGUCGAGCAAAUUUCACGGCAAGCUCAGCGAGCCCGGGAUGUGAAACCACAGGAAGAGCCUGCGGAGGCUGGUUCGGAAGAUGGAGAAUUGCGAGCGGGCCCAGUGGCACAGUCUGAAAAGCGCCAGUCUGGGCCGGCUGAUGAAGCAAGCGAUGCCGCUGAGCGGUUCUUGAAUAAUUUCCUUGCAGGGGAUACCCCUAGAGACACUGCCAUUAAGACAGAACGCCGCGAGGUAGACGACGUUGGAGCCAAACGGGAGCCCGAUCGUGGAGAUAGCGAGCGUGUGUAUCAACCCAAGGAUGAAACCCGUCAUCUGCGCGACGACUACGAGGAUAGCAUUAUACCUUCUCGUAGAGUGCGUCCCGCAGAACCUGUUGUCGGAGACGCUCCAGGGAAUGGGUACAUUGUCCAUGAACGCCCAUCGCAAGGUCAGCCUCGAGCUUAUGCCUACGAAGACCGCUAUGUAGGAUCGGCUCCAGAGCAUACGGUCCAACGAGAAAGGUCUCCUGAAUUAGUGGAUCGUCGUUACAAACUGAAUAACGUUGUGUAUCGGGACGAACGACAAACUAGCACCCAUCGAACACCUAGUAGAUAUGCUAGGUACGAGAGUGUCCGGCUGGAGAACGACCGCGUACGUUCAAGAUCACCAGUAUACGUUAAAAUGGGCUCGCAGCCAGGGCCAUAUCGCGAACGGAGCCCGGCUGCUCAUCCAUUACAUCCGGAGCCUGUCUAUCGCACACGCACGCCUCAGCCAGUGGCAGACGAGAUUGCUUACGAGAGGCCUCCCCGCCAAGAAUACUACCGUGUUUACGCCGAUGAGCCUCGGGCACGGGAGCCUCCAUACGCAGAAGCAUACGAGACUCGGGCGCGGGAGCCUCCCUACGCGGAAGCAUAUGAGCUUGUUCGAGUUGCGGAUUCUCAGGGCGAAUACGUUAUUCGUAGACCUGUUCGUCGAGAGCCCGAGCCAAUAUAUGCAACUUAUGAAGAUGAUGGCUACAGUCGGCAACCAGUAUAUGAGAGCCGUGCACCGGCUCCACGGGCAGAGUCCGUUCUAUAUGAGGAGUAUGACCCUCGACAUCCAGCGCCACCACCUAUAGCUCCAGUCCGCCAGGCCAGCAGGUACCAGUAG